AUCAAUAGACAUGUUGGCUGAAUGAUUGAUGGAUAGAUAGAUAGAUAAGCAUAGAUAGAUAGAAAGAUAGAUAGAUAGAUAGAUAGAUAGAUAGAUAGAUAGAUAGAUAGUUUAGAAAAACUGCUUGACCUCAUUUGUUAGAUAAAUUUCAAAUUCGUGCCACAUAGGUCCUUUUCCUCACAUGCAUGCCUCUUCUAUCUGUUGAAGACUUCCCCUCUCCUUCUUAACAUCAAAUCUUGAACAUACAUCCAUUGGUCCUGUGUGGUGCAACUAGUUGGAGCAAUGGAGAUAGUAGGUGAGUGCAUCUACAAUAAUCCCCCCGUGCUGGUUACCCCAAGCAAACCAACGCCCAAGCUUGCUCUGUACCUCUCAAACCUCGAUGACCAACGCCUCCUCCACUUCCCCAUCCAGUACAUCUACGUCUUCACCGGCACCCUUGACAUGGAUACUCUGAAGGUGGCACUCUCUAGAGUCCUUGUUGACUAUUACCCACUCGCUGGUAGGUUGAGGGCUAGCAAUGAGCACGAUGGCAAACUCAUCAUUGACUGCAACUCAGAGGGGGUUCUCUUUGCUGAGGGAUUUCUGCCCGGCCUCACUGCUGGGGACUUCAUCCUAGGGCAUGCCAAGCCUCAUAAGUCUUGGAAGAAGCUGCUCUAUAAAGAUGAGCAGAGCUUUGUGUGCACGCCACCACUAGUCGUACAAGUAACUCACCUCAGCUGCGGUGGCACCAUCCUCUGCACCGCCAUCGCCCACUGCGUCUCCGAUGCCUUCGGUGCCGCGCACUUCCUCCGUGCCUGGGCGCGCGCCGCCAUGUCCGAAGACUCCGAACUCGCGCAUCCCGCCGUCGCGCCCUGCCACGACCGCCGCGCCCUCGCGCCGCGCUGCACCCCGCGCAUCGCGUUCGCGCACCCGGAGUACACCGCUGCCAGCGGGGGCGAUGACGCCUCCGCCGUCGCGGAGGCCUCGUCGCGCCUCUUCGCCCCGCCGCUGUCGCCGGUUUCCGUGACCUUCACGGCCGCGCACGUCGCGCGGCUCAAGAAGCUGUACGCGCCGUCGGCGUCGCCUCUCGAGCAGUGCACGUCCUUCGAGGCGCUCGCGGCGCACGUCUGGCGCGCGUGGGUCCGUGCCCUCGACCCGCCGGCCUCACUCCCCAUCAAGCUCCUCUUCACCAUGGGCAUACGCCGGCUGGUCAAGCCCGAGCUGUCGGGAGGCUGCUACUGCGGCAACGGCUUCGUGCUGGCGUGUGCCGAGUCGACGGCCGGGCAGCUGGCGGCUUCGGCGCCCGACGCGGCGAGGCUGGUGCAGGAGACCAAGCAGCGGGUCGACGACGACUACGUGCGGUCCGUGAUCGACCUCCUGGAGGUGCGGCGGGGCUGUUUGCCGGACUUGGCGGCGACCUUCACGAUCUCCUCGCUGACGCGGCAAGGGCUGGAGGACAUCGACUUCGGGGCGGGGACGCCGGUCCACUUUGGCCCGCUUACCAGCGAGGUCUACUGCCUGUUCCUCCCGGUGAUCGGCGACCCGCGCGGCGCCACCGCGCUUGUGUCCGUCCCGCAGGCCGCCGCGGACAGCUUCGAGCGUUGCUGCCAUGAUGGACUGGAUGACGUGGACGUGGAAGACAAGAAUCAGCUGCCUAACAUAGGAGAUGGCAUGGCAUCCUAAAAUCCUAGGCGUUUGAAUGCCAUAUCUCUUCUAGAAACAAUAUAUUCAUAUGUCUCUCCAUUUGGCUCCAAAAUAAUAAAAUAACUAGUAUGGUGGUCCGCGCAGAUUACGCGGCUAGUAUCA
This is a messenger RNA of Oryza sativa Japonica Group (Japanese rice), 1785 nucleotides long. Its product is annotated as alcohol acyltransferase 9. The record is from RefSeq and is a predicted model, not a curated record. Gene Ontology annotation, molecular function: acyltransferase activity, transferring groups other than amino-acyl groups. Lineage: Eukaryota; Viridiplantae; Streptophyta; Magnoliopsida; Poales; Poaceae.